Colias croceus (clouded yellow) is the source of this 1853-nucleotide messenger RNA. Its product is annotated as ADP-ribosylation factor-like protein 6-interacting protein 4. Lineage: Eukaryota; Metazoa; Arthropoda; Insecta; Lepidoptera; Pieridae. The record is from RefSeq and is a predicted model, not a curated record. The transcript is spliced from 3 exons. Bases 173 to 670 code for a protein of 165 amino acids.
GGGACCGUGAAUUCUGAAUUUUUGACAUAGGAAAUGUCAAAUGAAGUUUAGGAAAUAUGAAAAAGAUUAAAUAAAUGAAAGCAAAUAAUAGCAAACGUAAAUUAAUUUCUAAAUAACUAUUUUGUAACUAUUCACUCCUCUAAAUAGGUAUUAUAUCAAAUAUAAUAGAGCGAUGGGGAAAGAAAAGUCGAAUUCAAAGAAAAAAAGAAGAUGUUCAUCGGACGACAGUUCUAGCAGUUCUGAUUCGAGCCAAGAAAAGAAAAAGCUACGUAAAUUAAAGAAGAAAUUAAAAAAAGAAAAGAAGAAAACCGAGAAAGCUCUUAAGAAAAAAUUAAAAGAGGAAAUUAAGAAAUUAAAAAAGACACGAAGCUCAAGCCGCAGUCUAGAUGAUGUUUCAAAAGACGACUCUACCACCGAUAUUCCAAUAGAACUUAUGGAAAAGUCGAAAGCCAUGGCACCAAUGACCAAAGAAGAAUGGGAGAAGAGGCAAAGCGUUGUAAGGAGAGUUCUAGAUGAAGAGACUGGGAGAUACAGAUUAAUAAAAGGAGAUGGGGAGGUGCUGGAAGAGAUUGUAUCGCGGGAUAGACACAAACAAAUCAACAGAGAGGCAACUAUUGCUGAUGGAAACUUCUUCCAGUCACAAACUGUUGAAAAACAUCGAUUUAAGUAAUGUUUUGUGGCAUAUUGGUACUUAUUAGUCCUAUUUUGGUGGGUAUCCUAUAGAAAUUAGAUUCUUAAAAGGCAGGUAGGGAAUUUAAAGGCUUUUUUUUAUCUCUUCUAGGUGAGAUGUUAGUAAGGCUCAUUAUUGUACUUAUGAACAUAUGUUCUGAAUUUUUGGAUAUAUAAUAUAAUAUUGGUAGGUAUUGCAACUUAUAAUACAAAAUUUAUAAUUUUGUUGACAAUUUAAAUUAUAAAGAUCAAAAAGAUUACUUAUUCUAGAAUUUUCAUAUUCUACUGUAGUGAAAUGUUGCCUUAAAACAUGAUUUGGGAACCAAAGUGAUAUAACCCAUUCAUAAAUAAAAGACAUAAUAUUGAAAUUUUCUAAUGAGUCAUGAAUAGUUCUGAGUUCUGACUUCUGUCCCAAAUGCAACUGAUGAAGGGAAAAAUGUUACAUUUGUUAUUAGCAUGUGUUCAAUUGUUUUGCUCACAGUAUCUUUUUAGAGAUUGAGAAUAAUUGUCUAUUUCUCCAUUGCAUUUGAAUCUUUUAAGUGCAAAUAUAAGAAUACAAUAAUGCAAAGACUAUUUCUAGUUAAAAUAUAAACAAGGAUGCAUGUAAUGCCCUUAAAAAUAUAUAAAUACAAAAGAAUCUUAUACCCUGAAAUUCCCUUUCCCAAAAUGUUCUGAAGAUGGUUAGAGAUUUUAAAUGCUAGUAAGUAUUUAUUAAUACUCUUUGUAGUAUAAGCCUUAAAAAGGGAACUUAUGAUAUUGACAAGUUAUACCAGGUGAAAGGUAAGACGUUAGACGAAUUUAGACAGGAGCUUCUACUCAUGAAACUGAACAACUUUUGUUCUACAACUUUGCUGAAUUCGUAAAAAAAAUUGGACUUUGUAAGGAAACUUCGCUAAUCAGCUGACCGAUUUCCAUACAAAGUCCAAAUUUUUUUCUACGAAUUCAGCAACAAAAGUUAUUCAGUUUCAUGAGAAGAAGCUCCUGUCAAAUGCGUCUGACGUCUUACCAUUCACCCUGUAUAUUUUUAGUCAACUUCCAAUGCAUUUUAAUUCAUUUUGACCUGAUAGUAUUAGAUUGCAUUAAGAAAUAAUCUAUGACCAUAAAGUUAGGUGUCACUGCUUUUAUAUAUAGAAUAAAGCACAAAGAAUUGUUUAUUCUUGAAUAAAUAAAAUAUUCCUUCAUUA